GCUUGUCCCUGCUCCGUCAACAAAACAUGUGUGGACCCAAAUCAAUCAUGCAACUGUGAUGUAAAGGAAAAUAAAUGGCACUCAGACGAAGGAUACUAUACAGAACCACAUAGUUUAGGCAUAACAAAUAUGUUUUUCCUGCAACAAAAAGAUUUGGACGAGGAAGCACAGGGACGUAUAACAUUAGGACCAUUAGAGUGUGUCGAAACAAAUACACAAAAAUAUGUUGUGACUUUUACCACCUCACAGUCUUACAUCGAAGUGCCCGGUUGGCGUAAAGGUGAUAUUGCGUUUUCCUUCCGUACAACAGGUGAAAAAGCCAUAUUGCUUUUUCAACCGCCUAUUCGACCAUAUUAUCCUUCAUUUAUGGUCGCACUUACCGGUGACUAUCAGUUGACAUUCAACUUUACACUAAGCACUGGCACUACACGUGAAUUGGUGAUAAACUCACGUCGCAAGUUAAACGGUGGUGAAUGGCAUAAAAUAUGGAUUGAUUACAAUGAGUAUCAUGUACGUUUCAUGAUAAAUACAGACUCUCAAAUGGUUGACCUACUGCCAGAGGAGGAGUUCGGCCCAUUUGAAGGUAGCAUGUAUAUUGGCGGCGCAACAGCGUAA
Teleopsis dalmanni is the source of this 615-nucleotide messenger RNA. Its product is annotated as neurexin-3-like. The transcript is spliced from 2 exons. Lineage: Eukaryota; Metazoa; Arthropoda; Insecta; Diptera; Diopsidae. The record is from RefSeq and is a predicted model, not a curated record. The coding region runs from base 130 to 615 and encodes 161 amino acids.